AUGUAUACCUUUUGCAUAGGUGAAAAUUACACCGAGAGGAGCAUAUAUGGAACCAACCUCGGCCUCCUUCUCUCUAAGUUAACAGAUGAGGCUUCACACUCUAUCUUCAACAAGUCAACAGCCGGUGACAGUCCAGACAUGGUUUAUGCUCUUUUUCUCUGCCGGGGAGACAUGAAUCAUCAACGGUGUCGGGACUGUAUCAAAAGUGCAAGACAGAAACUAGUUGAAGAAUCAUGCUUCCAGAAAGAAGCUGUCAUAUAUUAUAACACGUGUAUGUUGCGAUAUUCAAAUCAUACCAUCUUCUCCAUCGAAGCAGAAGCUCCAGGUCGUUAUUUAGAGAGUUUAUAUGACGUGUCAAAUCCAUACAAGUUUAAUGAAAUAUUGGGGAAGAAGUUAGAUGAGUUGACUGCUACAGCUGCUGCUUCUUAUGGGAAUUCAACAGUGCCGUAUUUUGCAACGGGGAAAGUCUCCAGAGCUGAUGGUUUCAACAACUUAUAUUGUCUUGUACAGUGCACGCCUGAUAUAGCUGCUUAUGAAUGCGAGAGGUGCUUAAGAGUUGCCAUCGGAUUCGUUCAAGGUUGUUGUCUGAACAAAACAAUGGCGAUCAUGGUCCUGCCUAGUUGUCAGGUCACCUAUGAUACUGCCCCCUUCUUUGACCUCGCAGCUCCACCACUUCUUCCUCCUCCACUUCCUCCACAAACUAAUCCUACCAAAAUUGAUGCGAAAAAGGCUCCCUUUCCCAUUUCGGUAACUGUCAUUAUUCUAGUGCUGGUAUCAGUGGCACUAGCAUUAUUAACCAUCUGGUUUUGCUUUCUGCGGAAAAGACACAAGGGAGCACCCAAAGCCAGAGAUGAGCUCACUUUGGAUACAAAUAAUGCGGAAUCCUCCUUCAACUUUGACUUCCCAACAAUAAAAGCUGCAACAGACAACUUCUCCAUUGCUAAUAAACUAGGACAAGGUGGAUUUGGUGCAGUUUACAAGGGUAAACUGCAAAAUGGACAAGAAAUUGCAGUUAAGAGACUGUCAACAAACUCAGGACAAGGAGACCAAGAGUUUAUGACCGAGGUUCUUUUACUAGCCAAUUUACAGCACAGGAAUCUUGUCAAGCUGUUGGGAUUCUGUCUCCAAGGAGAUGACAGGUUACUUGUCUAUGAAUUUGUGCCCAACACAAGUCUUGAUCGGUUUCUUUUUGAUCCGAAGAAACGUGCAAGUUUGGAUUGGGAAACAAGGAGCAAGAUCAUUAUGGGAAUCGCACGAGGGCUUCUGUAUCUUCAUGAAGAUUCCCGGCUGAAGAUUGUACAUCGUGAUCUUAAGACAAGUAAUAUUCUGUUGGAUGCAGAAAUGAAUCCAAAAAUUGCAGAUUUUGGUGUUGCCAGGUUAUUUGAGAUUGACCAAACUCAGGACAACACUAGCAGAAUAGUUGGAACACGUGGAUAUAUGGCUCCUGAAUAUGUAUUGAGUGGACAGUUUUCGAUCAAAUCAGAUGUCUUCAGCUUCGGUGUGAUAGUGUUGGAAAUAAUUAGUAGCCAGAAAAACAGUUGCUUCCAUAGAGCAGGAGGCGUAGAAGAUCUUCUACACUAUGGAUGGAAAGUGUGGAAUGAAGGAACAAGUUUGGAUAUGAUUGAUGACAGGGGGACUACAAAUUUUUCAAGAAGUGAAGCCACGAGAUUAAUCCACAUCAGUUUACUGUGCGUUCAAGAAGAUGCAGCUAGUAGACCAACAAUGGCAUCAGUUGUUUUAAUGCUGAAAGCGAGCUCUAUUACCCUUCCCUUCCCAUCACCGCCUGCAUUUUACUCUUCUACUUUACAAACACGCACAAUAACUACUUUCUGA
Messenger RNA from Carica papaya (papaya), 1833 nucleotides. NCBI's taxonomy places the organism in Eukaryota, Viridiplantae, Streptophyta, Magnoliopsida, Brassicales, Caricaceae. The record is from RefSeq and is a predicted model, not a curated record.